AUGAGCAGGAGUGCAGGUGGUGGGCCGUCCCGUGGUCCAGUCCAGGGUGCCGAGGGAUCUCCAGACGCAAUGGGGGCACAUGUGCUGCCGGCUGGGUCCGGUGGGGAUCCUCGAACAUGUGCACCAACCAGGAUGACCAGUGUGUCGGGCGGCCAGCACGACCAUGUCCCCCCACCCCAGUCCCCCUGUGGCCCUGCCUCACCCAUCCAGCGGUGCUGGAGCCGGAAAUCGCGCAGGCAGAGGGAGUAG
Molecule: messenger RNA, 249 nt
Organism: Auxenochlorella protothecoides
Lineage: Eukaryota; Viridiplantae; Chlorophyta; Trebouxiophyceae; Chlorellales; Chlorellaceae
Exons: 1
Coding region: 1-249 (82 amino acids)
Source: RefSeq, a predicted model, not a curated record